CAAUCUGACAAAGGAGAUUUGAGUACACUGAGUCUUCCCCCCAGUACACUUCAUGGAGGCUCCGAAGGAAACAUCAGCCUGGAAGUCCCCGAAGGGGCACCAGAUCCACAGCGCACUAAGGCAGCCAUGGACCAUCUACACCAAAAGAUCCUUAAGAUUACUGAACAGAUAAAGAUUGAGCAAGAGGCUAGGGACGAUAAUGUGGCAGAGUAUCUGAAGUUGGCUAAUAAUGCAGACCGACAACAGGCCUCUCGCAUCAAACAGGUUUUUGAGAAGAAGAACCAGAAAUCUGCACAAACAAUUGCUCAAUUACACAAAAAAUUGGAACAUUAUCAUAAGAAACUAAAGGAGAUUGAACAAAAUGGUAUAUCACGACAGCCAAAGGAUGUCUUGAGGGACAUGCAGCAAGGACUAAAAGAUGUUGGAGCCAAUGUUCGGGCAGGCAUUAGUGGCUUUGGUGGAGGAGUAGUUGAAGGUGUUAAGGGAGGGCUUUCUGGCCUGUCGCAGGUCACACAUACAGCAGUGGUAUCAAAGCCCAGAGAGUUUGCUAGCCUUAUUCGCAACAAAUUUGGCAGUGCUGACAAUAUCCCACAUCUAAAAGAUGGUAUAGAAGAAGAUAGUGAGACACAAGGAGGUGCAAGAGCACUGAGUGGCAGUGCAACAUUGGCACCAAGUCCCAAGUAUGGGAGUGAUGAUGAAUGCUCUAGUGCUACCUCUGGCUCAGCUGGAGGAGGAAGUAAUUCUGGGGCUGGACCUGCAGGACCUGAUCACCAUGGACACCAUGGAGGCUUUGAUGCCAUUCUUGAAGAACUCUGUGAAAUCAAGGAUGGGCAGAGUCAUCUUGAGGAUUCAAUAGAAGACUUAAAAUCACAGCUGCAGCGAGACUACAACUACAUGACACAGUGUCUCCAAGAAGAGCGCUACAGGUAUGAACGUUUGGAAGAGCAGCUUAAUGAUUUAACAGAAUUACAUCAGAAUGAGAUGACUCUGCUUAAACAGGAGUUAGCCAGCAUGGAGGAGAAAGUUGCUUAUCAGUCAUAUGAACGUGCCAGAGAUAUUCAGGAAGCUGUGGAGUCUUGUCUCACCCGUAUCACUAAACUAGAGUUGCAGCAACAACAGCAACAGGUUGUACAGUUAGAAGGGGUGGAAAAUGCCAAUGCUCGUGCUCUACUAGGCAAGUUCAUCAACGUGCUGUUAGCUCUCAUGGCUGUCCUGCUAGUUUUUGUAUCCACGGCUGCAAGUUUCAUCACACCAUUGGUGAAAACACGCCUACGCCUUUUGUCAUCUCUACUCUUCCUUCUUUCCCUGCUCACUCUCUGGAGGCACUGGGAUUGCAUUACUUAUUGUCUAGAACAUGUUCUCCUACCUAGCUGA
Staurois parvus is the source of this 1374-nucleotide messenger RNA. The record is from the annotation of a GenBank genome assembly. Lineage: Eukaryota; Metazoa; Chordata; Amphibia; Anura; Ranidae.